GUGAGUUGAGCAGUGCGCAGUACAGCGGCUUCUCCACAGACAUGCGUCGGAGCGUAAACACUGAACGUUCGGUACCAAUAAACCUCCUAUUUAUGGAUAUUUAGAGAGAAGAAUUUUCUGCACAUUAAACGGAAACCAUGAGCACCGUAUUCUGCUGUGUUUUGUUUGCAUUAUUCUCAAUGGCUCUUUGCAUGGACUUUGAGGAGAGACCCAGCUCCAGGAGGAGUGAACAAAACAUGUUUCUAAAGAGUCACAAAAUACGAAAUCUGCUCAGUUUGAGAGAUUUACACCAGCCGGAACAUAUAAAGAUGAAAAGGAGUGAAGAAUCCGCACAAAAUCAGUGUGAAUCGUUGCACGGAUACGAACCUACAUUAAAAAACAAUACUAAUACGUAUAACUUCAAUGACCUGAGUGGUUCAGUAUCUCUGGCCUGGGUUGGAGAUGGCACAGGGGUAUUGCUGGCGCUGACCACUUUCCAGGUUCCACUUUUUAUCAUGCGGUUCGGUCAGUCCAGACUCUACAGAAGUGAAGACUAUGGAAAGACUUUUCAGGACAUCACUGACCUCAUUAACAACACCUUCAUACAGACCGAGUUUGGCAUUGCAAUCGGUCCUGAAAAUUCAGGCAAGGUGAUCCUCACAGGUGAUCUAACCGAGGGAAGAGUCACUAAAAUUUUCCAUUCGGUUGAUUUUGGGAAUAGUUUCGUGACCUCUGAGCUUCCCUUCCAUCCCUUAAUGCAGAUCACCUACAACCCCAGAGACAGCAACAUACUCAUGGUCUACAGCAUCAAUUAUGAUUUAUGGCUGUCUGAGGACUUUGGAGCCAACUGGAGGAAGAUCCAUGAGACAGUAUGUCUUGUGAAAUGGGGAAUUGAUGACACCAUUUUCUUAACCACAAACCCCAAUGGAUCCUGCACUGACCGGGGAAUGCUAGAAUUGAGAAAGUCUUUAGACUAUGGUAGAACAUUUAAGACUAUUGGAAGCAAGAUCUAUUCUUUUGGGAUUGGUGGACGCUUUGUUUUUGCAUCUGUCAUGACAGACUCGGGCUCCACACGUAUGAUUCAUGUGUCGGUAGAUCAGGGUGAGACGUGGAACAUGGCUCAGCUCCCCACUGUUGGCCAUGAACAGUUCUACUCCAUUCUGGCUGCCAAUGAUGAUAUGGUCUUCAUGCACGUAGAUGAACCUGGUGACUCAGGUAUUGGUACCAUCUAUGUGUCUGAUGACCGGGGCAUAGUGUUUUCCACGUCCCUGGAACGUCAUUUGUAUACUACGACAGGUGGAGACACGGACUUUACUAACAUCACCUCUCUGAGAGGGGUCUAUAUGACCAGUGUGCUCGCAGUGGAUGGCUCUGUGCAGACAGUGAUCACAUUUAAUCAGGGGGGAGAGUGGAGACCCCUGCAGAAGCCCUGGAAUGGAGUAUGUGACUCCACAACCGAGCACCCAGGCAAGUGUAGUCUGCAUAUUCACGCCUCCUACAGUAUUUCUAUGAAACUGAAUGUGCCUAUGCAGCCCCUCACAGAGCCCAAUGCUGUGGGACUCAUCCUGGCCCAUGGGAGUGUUGGUGGAGCCAUUUCUGUGCUUUCUCCAGACGUGUAUGUGUCAGACGACGGGGGUUACACAUGGUUUCAGGCUCUGAAAGGCCCACACCACUACGCCAUACUGGAUUCAGGGGGUCUUCUGGUAGCUGUGGAGCACAACCCCACACACCCCAUCUCACAGAUCAAAUUUUCCACUGAUGAAGGUCAAUGUUGGCAUGUGUUUAAUUUCACUGAUGACCCAAUAUACUUCACUGGAUUGGCAUCAGAACCUGGUGCCCGUUCAAUGAACGUCAGUCUGUGGGGCUACAGGGAGACCGUCCUUAAUCAGUACUGGGUUUCUGUCACUAUAGACUUCAGGCAGUUGCUCUCCAGAGACUGUCGGGAAAGUGACUACAUCCAGUGGCUCGCCCACUCCAGCGAUAUUAGUGACCCCACUGACGGGUGCAUGCUGGGGUACAAGGAGAGGUUUCUACGGUUACGAAAAGACUCCGUCUGCUGGAAAGGUCGGGAUUAUGCGGUCAUGAAGGAGCCCACCACGUGCCUCUGCACCCUCGCUGAUUUUCAAUGUGACUUUGGGUUCUACCAUGCAGAAAACAGCUCUGUGUGUGUGGAGCAGCCUGAUCUUAUUGGCCAUUCACUGGAGUUCUGCCUGCAUGGACGCAAAGAGCAACUUCAAACCAGCGGUUAUCGGAAGAUUCCAGGAGAUCAUUGUAAUGGAGGAAUGACUCCAGAAAGAAAAGAGAUUGAUCUGAGUAAGAAGUGUGUUAGUAACUUACUGAGGCCAGAGCUACUGACAGAGUCUCCCUCAGUGAACUCAGGUCCUAUUAUAGCUGUGGUAAUCACAGUUCUGUUGAUCAGUGCCAUCGCUGGGGUUCUCUUCAUCAAAAAAUAUGUCUGUGGAGGAAGGUUCCUUGUACACAGGUACUCAGUAUUGCAGCAGCACGUUGAAGCUAACGGUAUUGAUGGUGUGGAUGACCUGGAUACACUGGAGGUUGGCAAGAUGCAUUACCAUGACGAUUCAGAUGAGGACCUCCUAGAGUGACAUCAAAAUAAUGGACUAUAUCCAAUUCCAUAAGAGAAAAACCAUAAUGCCUAUCCUUUCCAUGUCCUCUGUGUGUGUGUAUCAGUGUUCCAAUGCCUACCAGAUAAUAACACACAUUCUGACUGUAGUGUCUUCCCAGUUCAUUGGAUUCUAGUUGGGACAAAUCUUUUAAUUCAGCCCAACAAGAUUUGACCACAUUCCAGAAGGACAAGAACAGAGAAAAUUUUUCCUUACGAGUUUUCUGAUCAACUGCGGAAUUAACUACUUCAUGCCCGUAUAUCUGUCAUUGCUUCCUGAUUUAUUUUUUAUUUUUUUCAUUUCAGAAUAUGACGGUUGUAUUUUGGAUGCAUAAAGGAUUUAUGUGAAUUUCAAUUGAGAGUUGCAAUAUAUUGUGAGUUUAUGUGAAAUGACACGGACACCUUGAAGUCAGGUGGCUUUCAGCAUAUUGUAUAACAAACUAACACUCUAUAUUGCCACUGUUAUUUGAGCAAUAUAUAAUGAGAAAGAGAUACAGUAAGGUUUGAAACAGAGUUAAAACUGACAUAAGUGCUUAUUGUUGCAUUGCUGGUUGCCCUGCAUCAGGUAUUAGCUCCACCAAAGGAUUUUCCUGCUUUUUAUGUUUGCAUAUUAAGAAACUGGUUUGAAGUCUCCCUGAGAUAUUUCGGAAAGUCUGUUUUUUGUUUUUUUCUCACACACACAAGUAGGUUCAUGAUUAUGUGAGCAUAAGCUUAAUGUUUGACUGUUACAGGGAUAUUCACUAUAGAAGUACAUUGCAACUUGUUUGUAAAGUUUGUUUCUUUAUUACACUAAUACCCUUGGAAAUGCGAUUUGGAUCUUAAAGAAACUUUUAAGUCAUUCCAUAAACCAAACCUUACUUUGCCUUUUACAGGUGACAUUCACUGCCAUUUCUAAUUUUAUUUUUAUUUUUAUUUUUUUUUGGACAUUCCUGUGUGCUUAGAUAUACAAUGCCCUUUGCAUACCUUCUAUGCACAAAUAAGGAUACAUUCUUCUUCCAGUUGAGUAUUACAUGUUACCAAUUUUAUUCUGUUUUGUAGUGUUAUAUUGUCAUUAGAUUUAAAGAAAAGAUUGACCAUUGACAGAAUAAUUUGGGGAUUUUAAGAAAUGGCACAUUGUCUUAAAAGCAUGGUUUUCAAUCAUCUUAAAUGUGGCCCACCUUAUGUAAUGGGUCAGAUGGAAUAAAUGAGUACAUAAAACAUAAUAGCAAUGCGGUAUCAUUCAGCAAUAGUUGUAUAUACAAUAACAAGACAAAAUGUUUAAUGUUAAUAAUGACAUUAAACAUUUUUACAGAAUAUCAACACAUCCUUCAUUAGGAUGUUGACAAUAUUAAGUGUACCUACAGUAAUUACCAGCCUAAUCAAACACGAAACUUUAUAUUUUUGGGGACUGUUUUGACUCAACUUAUAAGCUAAUUUGUAGUCAAUAAGCUGAAAGUUUUGAGUGCAGUUUUUUUGCACACACAAAGAAAUAGAUACCUCAGGGUUUAUAGAUGACAGUGGAUCACUCAUUUCAUUAAUGGUUAUGCAUGACAAAUGAAAGCUCAUUUGUAAAAGAGAGUUUAAUCAGGAUGAAUGUGGCUCUUCUAAAGCCAAUGUUUGACACGCUGUACCAUUAAAUGUGACUGCCAAUAAAAAAUACAUAAAAUAAAAAACCAUUUUUACGCCA
Myxocyprinus asiaticus (Chinese sucker) is the source of this 4265-nucleotide messenger RNA. Its product is annotated as sortilin-like. Gene Ontology annotation, biological process: endocytosis; Golgi to endosome transport; vesicle organization. Gene Ontology annotation, molecular function: protein binding. Bases 138 to 2582 code for a protein of 814 amino acids. Gene Ontology annotation, cellular component: Golgi apparatus; membrane. Lineage: Eukaryota; Metazoa; Chordata; Actinopteri; Cypriniformes; Catostomidae. The transcript has 20 exons. The record is from RefSeq and is a predicted model, not a curated record.